Insectozyma verbasci is the source of this 2532-nucleotide messenger RNA. The record is from the annotation of a GenBank genome assembly. Lineage: Eukaryota; Fungi; Ascomycota; Pichiomycetes; Serinales; Debaryomycetaceae.
AUGUCAUCUUCAACUAAUCUAUUACCUCCUGAGACUCCAAGACGUGAUAAAUUAACAACAACUUCAAAUGAACAUAAUCAAAAUAAUUCAAAUCUUAGUAUAAAUAGAAUACCUGCGUCAACUAAUUUAUUAACUCCUUCAUUUUCAUUUGGUUUAAGUUUUCUGCCUAGUUUUAAUUUCAAUUCGCCAAAUCCAUUAAAUGGCAAACCAAUAGAUACUGCUAAAACUCCAAAAAAGAAUCAUUUUCUAGAUUCAUUAAAUGAAUUAGAAGAUCUAAAAGAUAAUAAAGAAGUUAAUAAUACUAUAACUUCAGAACAAAAUGAUGAUUUAUGGUCAAGUUUAAAUGAAAAUGAAGAAACUAGUAUUUCAUCAAUUGUAAAUAAAUCAAAAGAUUCUGAAGAUUUUUUAACUCCAAAUAAAUUAUUCAAGAAUAAAAAUCUUUCACCAAGUUUAAUUAAAGAAAAAUCAACUUCGUCUCCAAAGACUACAUUAGAUCAUGUUGCUAAAAAGAGAAGAAUGUCAUCAUCAUUAAACGACUCACCAAAUAACUCAAUUGCUUCAAAAAUAGAUUCAACUAUGGAAUCUCCAAUUACUUAUCGUAAAUCAAGUUUAUCUCAACAAUCUUCUAGUUCAAAUUUAAUCGAUGAUAAAGUCUGGUAUCCUGAAUUAGAUGAUUGUUUAAUUAGAUCUUUUUAUAAAUAUAGAAAAUUUAAAGAAGAUCAGAUAUUUAACCAACUGACAAUAUUGAAAAAGACAAGUCAAAAUAAAAUCUUAUCAAGAAUGUUAUAUAAUAAAACUGGUCAAUUAAGAACAACAACUCAAAUAAGUUCAAGAAUUUUUAGAUUAGUUAAAGCUGGUAAAUUGAUUAAAGAUAAAUCAACACCUCCAAAUACUAAUAAUAAUAAUGAAGAUGAUAUUAUAUUAACCCCUUUAGAAGAUUUAAUAAAUUCUCAUUGUGACUCAACUCAAAAUAAUGCUAUAAUCGAUCAAGAAUUGGAUUUAUUAUUAUCUUCACCUCCAUUAGGUGAUGUAUUUGAUGAAAAUACUUUAAAUUAUAAAUUAAGUUUAACUAAUUUUGAGAUAAAUUUUAAAAAUAAAUCAAAUGAAGUAGUACAUUGUUUUACAAAGUUUACAAGUUCAAGAACUACUGAUGAAAAACCACCUGUAAACUUAGGCAAAGAUGUACCGAUAUGGUCUAUUCAUCAUGAUUUGAAUUUAUUAAUUAAUCAAUUUGCUACAUCGACUCCAACGUCCGCAAUAUCACCUAAAUUUACAUAUUCACCAGUAUUAGAUACUUCAACUGGUCAAACUGAAUCAAUUAUGAAAUUAGACGUAUCAGGAAACGCGUCAGAAUCAAUGUUAAAUUGUUAUCAACAUCUAAAAGUUUUCAAAGCUAAAAAUGAUCAAAUUUUAUUUGAGACUACUGAGCCUUUAAAUGGUUAUAAAUCAAAUAAGUCAUUCAUUUUGAAUGUUCCAUUUUUGAAGAAAUUUCUAUAUGGUUAUUUCAAUUAUUUGGUUAAUGGAUCCAUAAUAUCAAAAGAUGAAAAUUUGAAAAUAAUACAAAUUAUAUAUAACAAUAAAAACAAUAAUAUGGAGUAUAAUGAUCAAUCAAUUAUUCAUGCUUAUAUAAUUCAUGAUCUUAAUGUUGCUGGUUCAACAAAUAGCUCAACAGUCAUAUAUUACAAUAAACAAAAAAAUGAAGAAUGUCAAAGUGAAGCAGAUGAAAAUGAAACUAUUCUUGCUGAAUCAUCACCUUAUAAAUCAUCACCAUAUAAAAAUACUCCAAAUAAAUUAAGAAAUUUUAAAAUAGAUGUAAAUAAAGCAAAUAUGGAAUAUACUCAAGGACCAAUGACUGCCCCAAUUUUCAAUUCAAGAUUAUUAAAUCAACAAUUGGAAGAACAAAAUCAAAGAAAUCAAACUCAACAAUAUAUACAAUUCCAACAACAACAAAAUCAAAAUCAACAGCCUCCAUUAAUGCAUUCUCAAUCAACUAAUAGUAUACCACAACAAAUGUCAAAUGUAUAUGAAAAUCAUCAAGGUUAUCCAUUCCCACCACAAUUUAACAAUCAACAAACUCAAAUGCAACAAAUUCAACAGCAACAACGGCAACAAAUUCGUCAAAUUCAACAACAAGCUUAUCAACAAAUAUCUCCUCAAUUUCUUCCUCAACAACAAUACAUACCGAAUGAACCAAUGAAAGACGAAUAUAUUCGACAACAACAAUUAUUUCCUCAAAUGUAUCAACAACAAAUGAAUCAAGUUCAAUUCAUUCAACAGCAUAUUCCACAACAAAUGCAACAACAACAACAACAACAGAUUAAUCAACAACAUAUUCAACCAUCAAGAUCAAAUUCAAUAUCAAAUUCAAUAUCAAAUAAAGAAAAUAUAAAACCGAAAAUUUCGUUUGGUCCAAUAUUAGAAUAUGAUCCAUCGAAUGAUGUUAAAAAAAUUCAAAAGGAAAAUUUACAUGAUGGGAAAAUAGGACAAAGGUUCCCAACAGUAACUACUGUCAUGUAUAAACCAAAAAAAUAA